Molecule: messenger RNA, 794 nt
Organism: Triticum aestivum (bread wheat)
Lineage: Eukaryota; Viridiplantae; Streptophyta; Magnoliopsida; Poales; Poaceae
Product: vegetative cell wall protein gp1
Biological process (GO): phospholipid metabolic process; arachidonate secretion
Molecular function (GO): A2-type glycerophospholipase activity
Source: RefSeq, a predicted model, not a curated record
CCCGCCGUGGCGGCGGCGGCGCGGAGGGCGGCGGAGAGGGACGCCCUGGCGGAGCUGCAGAUGGCGGGGUGCGCGGUGCCGCUGUUCCGGCCGUACGUGGCGCGGCUGCCCUGGCACGGCGGCACGCGGGCCUGGCUCUCCAAGCUCUUCCCGCGCUACGGCCACUACUGCGGGCCCAACUGGUCCAGCGGCAAGGAGGCCGGCUCCGUGCUCUGGGACCGCCGCCCCGCCGACCACCUCGACUUCUGCUGCUACUGCCACGACAUGGCCUACGACACCCACGACCAGGCGCAGCUCCUCCGCGCCGACCUCGCCUUCCUCAGCUGCCUCGAGGGCAGCCGCAAGACGCCCGCGCUCGACGGCGUCGCCGCCGCCGCCAUCUACCGCUCCAUGUGCAUCUUCGGGCUCAAGACCAUACUGAUACCAUACAGGACCAACUUGGUGCGGCUGCAAACCGGGCCGAAUUACGCCGACGCAUUCGCCGAUUUCAUGAAGAGGAUGGCCUCGUCUUCCGGCAGGGCGAUGACGGGCGGCGAGAAGCAAAGAUUUUGAGGGGCAACUGUGUUGCCGUCGAUCGAAGUGAUCCGAGGUGAUUGAUGGUGUUGAAUUGCUCGCUGAUUGAAAUGUGCAUAACCAAGUUUUCACAAUGUAGCAAUUGUAGUUACCGAUGGGGAACUUGGUACUCCCAAUGUGUAUAUAGGUUAGCAUACGACCAUAUCAACAAUGUAACUUAGCACGGCAAGGAAUUGCCAAAUUGUUACAACGCUGAUUAAACCAGGUUUGAUCCUGCACAA